AUGGGGAUUUUGGCUCUAGCCAUCACGGCUUCAGCGGCACCACACUACACCUUCCCCAAGAUAGCUGGGACCUCUGACUGGACUGCCGUGCGAAAAACCAAAAACUUUCAAACCAAUGGUCCCGUAACAGACGUCAACUCCCCUGACAUCCGCUGCUACCAACUCGCCGCCGGCAACGAAGGCGCCACAACGCAGCCUUUCAAGGCAGGCAGCACCAUCACCUGGGUCGCCGCGCCUAAUAUAUACCACGUCGGUGCCCUGUCUGCUUACAUGGCGAAAACUCCCGUUGGGACGAAAGCUGAAGACUGGGAUGGAGCGGGUGCGGUCUGGUUCAAGAUUUUUCAGGACAUGCCGACAGUUUCAGGUGGGCAAUACAACUGGCCAUCAAAUGGCAAGGAACAAGUUAGCUUCACAAUCCCCCCUUGUAUUGAAGACGGCGAAUAUAUGUUCCGCGUCGAGCACGUUGCGCUGCACAGCGCGGCUGCGGAAGGAGGUGCGCAGUUCUACCUUUCCUGCGCACAACUAAGCAUCACGGGCGGCUCUGGGUCGAAGAAACCGACAGACCUGGUUUCUUUCCCGGGAGCAUAUAAAGCUACGGAUCCAGGACUGAUGAUUAACAUCUACAACAACGGUGGCAAGCCGUACACGCCGGCUGGGCCGCCAGUGUUUACGUGCUAG
Pseudomassariella vexata is the source of this 678-nucleotide messenger RNA. Its product is annotated as glycoside hydrolase. Lineage: Eukaryota; Fungi; Ascomycota; Sordariomycetes; Amphisphaeriales; Pseudomassariaceae. The record is from RefSeq and is a predicted model, not a curated record. The coding region runs from base 1 to 678 and encodes 225 amino acids. The transcript has 3 exons.